This is a messenger RNA of Amoebophrya sp. A120, 3420 nucleotides long. Lineage: Eukaryota; Dinophyceae; Syndiniales; Amoebophryaceae. The record is from the annotation of a GenBank genome assembly.
AUGAUGAAUCACAAGAAACGAACGCAGCACGAUACGAUCGAAAGCUUUUCUGCAAGCAGUGCGGGGGAUCCGAUUGUCGACGCCUCGCCGAAUGAUGAUGGUUUUCUUGGCUUUGAUGCCCUGCGGGGCAGAGCCGGAGACGUGCCUGCGAACGCACCAACGUCGCACGUGUCAGCGAGCCAGGUAUAAUUCUGUCACCAAAUAGAUAUAGAUUGGUUUGUUGUUCGAAUGGUUUGUGUACCUACUUCUAUGCAGCAGCAAAACAAGAAGCUGAAGCUGUAGUUGUUCUCGCAGCGCUACGCCCAGGAACACGAAUUUUAUGCGACAGAUGAUAAGUUGUCUAUGCGAAAAAGGGGCAACACCGGUAUGGCCCUUCGUUUAUGGCGUUGUAAGUACUUUUAGUUUUUCAGUCCUUAACAUCUCUGUGUCAUCCUGCAGGAUUAAGAUAAAAAUUUGUUUUUCUUUGGAAAAUUAGUAGAAGCAUAUACCAAGGCCUGCGACGAAGCUACAUGUAUUUGACACUGAAAAAGAGAGAGAGCUGAGGUUUUUUUUUUCGAGUAACGCCAGAAGGGCGAGGUCGCAAACAACUUUUGAUCACUUUUGAGUGCAGAUGAGCGAACGAACGAAAAAAGAAUACGAGUACUUGUCAGUCAGAACCCCGGAAUUAUUUUGCGCCGUCUGUCAGUCACAGUCUGUUUGCGUCCACAGCAUCACACGGCAACGCCAGCCAUCGGUCAUUAGAGUCGGGUUUCAUGAUACCUGCUCUUUGCCAAAGAUAAGACAAAUAUAACAACAAGAAAAAGUGGUCAAGUUGGAAUUCGAAUUUCUUGUGCAACGACUACCGGCUACUUCUCCAUGCACUGACAAGCAGUCAACCUAAGCACUUACAUGUCUUCCCGCGCAUAAGUAUUCAUGAUGCACCCAUUGCAUGACCUCCCUCAACGCGAUUCUUUCGUUUGAAGCUCUUUCAUCAUUUAGUUUUACGACGCGAAUAUUUUAAAUGAAUUUUUGACUUUUCUGAACACUUCCGAUUGUAGAUUUCGCUACGUAAAUUCAAGUUCGGAGUCACUUAGAACCCGCAACGCAGCGAAACUUCCUCUCUGCUACGGCAUGCUGCUUGAGAUCAAGUGAGCAACAAGGGGUUAAGAGAUCGCGAGCUAACGAGACGACCUCAUCGCAAUGCCUGCUGGGAGCUACUACACGAACCGAAGUCAUCGCCGCUCCCCCGCGGCAUUGAAACGAACGCGAGAAUGUAUUUCCUUUUUUCAUGUACAAGAACGCUGGCGCCUUAGCUUUCUUCAAGUUCUGUGUUGAUUACCGAGGUCGCUGUAGUAACUGUAACAUCCCAAACCCGACGAGGCGCCUCUGGCCCUACUUGAAGCUUCCCUACGUUGCCGGAUUGAGAUGAAAAAGAUGUGCCCAUUCACUUGAAAUAGCAAAAAAUUACUCUGCAGCGCGUAUGUACAAUCAACAGGUUGCGCCAAUCUGUACGGUAUAAUCCGGGUGGCUUGUCAGCUCUUCUACACGUUCAUAUGCCGGCGACGAGACUACGACAGCUUGAAAGACCUCGAGUUUGGGUCUGUCUUGAACAGCAACGAGAUGUCGGGCGGUGCAGGAGCUCCGCCACCGCCGUUUGGGAAGCCAACCCUUUACCAGCCCAGGAAUUUGCAGGCAGGGUUUGUUCCGCUGCACAGUUUCUCAUCAACCUCCGGUGGAACUUCGCGAGGUGCAGCGGCGCAGCAAGUCCGUCAACGCGCCGGGGCGACCGGGAUGGGCACGACUACAACAACUCCAGCGGGCGGGGUCGUUCCCUUAAGCAACUACAUGACCAGAGACCAAGCCUCGGAACUUGUUGGCGGUUCGUCCUCCCGUAGUGGGACGGCGGCCACAAGAACAUCGUCCAGUAGCGUCGCUGGCGGAGCAGGUCAACAUCAGUACUCAGCCCCGGCGACACUUUUGCAGGCAGCCAACCCGGAAAACCGACCGGUCGAUUCGAGUGUAAAUGCAAGUCAAUUGCCUCGGUCCUUCGCACGACGGCAGCAGCACGCACCCAAGCCACCUGCGCACGCACCACCGAGCUCGCUCAUACCGCAACCCGUUGGGAAAAUCAAUCCACCUAUGAUCGCAUCACCGACCGGCCCUGUAGGAGCUCCGACGGCAGCGAUGAUACCCGGUCAGGGGCGCAAAAUUAACUUUAUCCAAUGAACCAUAUCACUUACUACAGGACAUCUGGGCCAGACACGGCGUGUACCAGGGCUUGUUACGUUUUCAGGCCGACCACGCCCGACGACGGCAAGCGCGGGAGCGGGACAAGCUGGACGGAAAGGUAUUUUUGCCGCCGCGUGGAGCAAGUUUGAAACGCCCUGCAGCCGACGAGUUAUUUCUCGAAGUGGACGGCGGCGCGGAACAAAUUAGACCGGAUCGAGGUCCUCGUAUGCACGGUAGUGCGUCGGCCUUUCCGAGCAGCGAAAAGCAUGGGGCACCGCCAGGCACAUCAUCAGCCUCCGCUGCUGCGGCCACUACAGGCCCAGGCGACCAGCACGACCCGGCACAUCAGGAGCUGGUUUUGCUCGAGAUUUUUCGGCAAGCGAAACUGGAUAUCCCGUGCAAAAUCAUCGUACUCGUAUUGCAAUCAUGCAUUAAAUUAAGGCAAAUUCGCAUUACAAAUUUUAUUUCUCAUGCUGAGGAAAUUUGUAUAUGCAUUUAUACGAAUAGGAAUACGAUACUUUUGCAGUUCAUACUGGAUCGCAGCCGCGACUGGCGGUUAACGUUUGACGAGCUCAACGCAAAUGUGUUCGGACCGCCGCAGACGGUAGCCGCCAUCCAUGAGUACGAAGAACUGGGAUCCCUGUUGUUGUGCCAGUUCUCGUUCGAAUCUGGGUGGAUGCUUGUACCGAGAGACCACCCACAGUACGAGGCGCUUUUCCGACUGCACGUCGAACUAAAUGGUGCUCCGAUUACCGCGAGGAGCGCUUGCCGUACCACCCCUGCCGGUGUAGUAGGUCAGGAGCUGCAUCUGCAACGACCCGAUAAUAUCCGGGGACCUGCUGGAGAAAAAAACGACAGAGAAGUAGACCAGGAUGGAAAUCGCGGACACCUGUUGCAAGAGCGUGCUGACGAGCGUAGGCGUGAAAUCGUCCUUCAGGUUUCGGAAGCACGGAUCGGCUCGGAAAAGCUGUAUAUCCCGCACGCACUGCAAUUUUGCGCCGGUACUGACCAAGCGGAUGAAUAAUGCAGGUUUUGAACACAAAGGUGCAGCUGCAACGGCAGUAACUUCAUUUUGGAGUUUUCAACAAUUCGACUUCGAGUUCGACCUACUUUCCCGUGAAGCAGUUCAAGAUCCCAUUUCUCUGCAUGCCACAGAAAAUUUAUCGGUUCGAAGCGGAGCUACUUUGAGCUUGAGGAAAAACCCAUCCGUAU